Heterotrigona itama is the source of this 2841-nucleotide messenger RNA. The record is from the annotation of a GenBank genome assembly. Lineage: Eukaryota; Metazoa; Arthropoda; Insecta; Hymenoptera; Apidae.
UUUUUUUUUUUCUUUUUAAAGCAAGAAAAUCAUAAAAUAUUUACCAAUUAAAAACUUUUCAUCACAUUCUUGGAUGUGACAAGCAAUUGAUAUCCAGACAAAAAAAUUUAAUACCUCUGACCAUGAUACUCUGAGGGUAGAAGAAGGCUAAUGAGAGUUCUGGUGGAUAGCAACACUGACCGUGAUGGAAAAAUGACGAUAGGAGGAGGGUAGACUUGUUCAGCCGAUGGUGGUGGUUGCGGCGCCACUGUUAUACCUCUGAGAAAGGGUCAUAUACUUAGGUUCCUGUGUAUCAUUGGCCAAAGUGCCGGCAGUCGUGGUCCGGCCUUCGUGCGUGCAAGAUUGUUUUAUACUCGUUCGUUCUCAACGUCUCUCUGAUUUCAUUGACAAGCGUGUGAUAACUUGCGAUAUCAGUGAAUCCACACUAUUGUGGAAGAGGGAGAUCACCAAAUCAUCCGAGCCAGCACAAUCAAUCGUUAAGUCCUAAACUUUUGACAAGCUCAAGUCGUUCACACUAUUCAAGCUAUCUUCAGAUAAAGAAUACUGUUAAAGACUGUUCUAUGAACCUGAAAAAGUUUUCGACGAAAGUUUCGUCGUUACACGACUAAAGAUGUCGCAAUUCAUUGAUCAUAAUUCACGCGCAAAUCUUGAAAAAUAAUAAUUCAUCUAAAUUUGAGGGAUUUAAAAGUUUAAGGGGGGGGAAAAAAAAAAGAGAUACUUUGACUUUCUAGAGAGAGAGAACAGAGAAUAAAGGAAAAUAGAAGAAGGAAGGAUUCUCAAAAAUUGAAAUUCGCGGAUUGUUGGUUGAUUCAGUUCAUUGAGGCCGCGACAGGUCUUUGGACCUCCUUGCAGCGAGAAGCUCAUUAUUUCCGGCGAGACGGAUUCGACGACAGAAGGAAAUUACCUUAGGAGCGUAUCCCCGAGCAGAAGGACCACGGGGAUUCGGAGGCGCAAGCGAAGAAGAAUUAGAGGUAUCAAGGAAAAAUGGCGUAUGACGAUGUUAUACUUCGGAUGGGAGAGUUCGGCCGAUACCAGCGCAGGAUCUAUCUGUUGCUUUGCCUGCCGGCGAUAUCCUGUGCUUUCCACAAAAUUGCCGGCGUCUUCCUGAGCGCGAAAAUGAAUGCCAGGUGUCUGUUACCUCACGAAAGCCCGGAAAAUGCUACGUAUCUUUUAUCGCCGCAUAUACUGAACGCGAGUUAUCUAGGAGACUCUAAGCAUCAAGAAUUGUUACAAUGUUACCAGCUAGAUCUCCCUAAUCUUGUUAACGAGACGAUCGACAGGUACGUCGAUACAUCGACAGGCGAUACGCACGGCCAAAAGCCAUUUAUUCCAAAUAGUUUCAACACUCAAGGAUACAAGCCAUGUGAGACAUUCGUCUACGAUAGAAGCAAAUACAAAAGUACCACUACCUCUGAGGCAUGGUUGAGAGCUACGGGGGAUUCGUUGUUCAUGGUAGGAGUCAUGCUUGGCUCAAUGAUUUUCGGUAGUUUGUCCGAUAGGUUUGGGCGUAGACCAAUUUUCUUCCUGUCUUUAGUCAUACAGUUGGUCGGCGGUAUACUAGUCGCAGUUUCACCCGAAUAUAUUUCCUACGUUGUCUUCAGGUUAAUAGUCGGCUCCACUACUAGUGGAGUCUUCCUGGUCGCCUACGUGAUAGCCUUGGAAAUGGUAGGGCCAAAGAAGCGUUUGGUAGCUGGAGUCGGCUGCCAAUUGUUCUUCACAACCGGGUAUAUUCUAACUGCCGCUUUCGCGUAUUUUAUAACCGAUUGGAGAAUGCUACAAAUCGCUAUCACUAUACCUAGCAUUGCGUUCAUCCCCGAAUCCGCGCGUUGGUUAUUAACAAAAGGUCGUGUACAAGAAGCGAAGGAUCUCCUUCAACGAGCCUCGUUGGAAAACGGUGUGGAAAUACCAAGCGAAACUCUAGAUACGCUUCUUAACAACAACAGCGAAGAAAGUACGCCAGAUUAUAAGAAGCCAUCGUUAUUCGAUCUCUUCCGGCUUGUCAAUAGCGGUACAUAUUACGGAUUGUCCUGGCAUGUAUCCAACCUUGGUGGUAAUGAUUACGUUAAUUUCGUCAUUUCCGGAUUUGUGGAAGUACCUGCAUACACAUUUCUAAUUUUCACGUUGAACCGUUGGGGCAGGAAAAUUAUCUUAUGCGGUUGUAUGUUAGUAGCAGGAUUUUCAUUGCUUGCCAUUUUGCUUGUACCCGCUGACGCUCAAUGGCUCGUAGUAUGUUUAGCAAUGAUUGGCAAGCUCACAAUUACGUCAUCCUAUGGUGCUAUUUACGUUUUUACUGCCGAACAAUUCCCUACGGUUAUUCGAAACGUUGGCCUCGGAGCGAGCUCGACUUUCGCUCGUAUCGGUGGAGUAAUUGCUCCGCACGUCAUUCACUUGUCUGAAAUCUGGAUGCCUUUGCCAUUCGUUAUUUUCGGUGCGUGUGUUCUCUUCGGUGGAGCUAUGUCUUUGCUUCUUCCAGAAACGUUGAACAAAAAACUUCCAGAAUCUAUACAGGACGGCGAAUUAUUCGGAAAGAAACUGAAGAAGAAGAAGAAGAGAAAACAACAGCUGGAUAUAGAACAACUGAACGAAAUCGAUGUGAUAAAACCACUGAAGCCGCAAGAAAACGGCGUUCAUGAGAAACAGAAUGGAUGACGUUAAUUUAUAUAACAAUAUAACAUCGGUUAUGCUCAAAGUAUUUACUUCAAUCCUCUCUGAUUGUAUUCUAGGCACACUUGUACACGUAUCUUACGUGUACUAAUUCCAGCGUGCCUAUUCCAACAUUACAGUACCGAAAAAAAAAAACGAAAAAAAGAAAAAACAAAAAAAAAAAGAAAAGAAACAAAA